AUGAAUCUUGAUGCAGUGUCAACAGCACUUGCUCAAAUUUCAUUUACAAUCAAAAGUUUAUCAAGGAAAAACUUCAAAAGUUCACUUGCCGAAAUAGCUGAUCUCGUAUCAGAACAUGGAUUUGAAGCUGAACGACAUUUAUAUCGAACUUUAAUAUCAUAUCUUGAUUUACAAUCAAUUGAACAAAAUGGUUCAUUAAUAAAACGUUCAGAAAAUAUUCAUUUAAAUUAUUGGUUACAAGAAAUUCCAUCCUUAAUAUCUAGACCGAAUUUUGUAACUUUAAUUUGUUAUGCUUUUGAUACAGCUAUAACGCAAAAAUCACUUAAACUUCCAUCAUCUUCAAAUGAAUUUUUAACAUCAUUAUGUAAAUUAUUUAAAUUGAAUCGUGCACAAGAACUUGUUUUUGUUUUUGCUUUACAAAACUCGACACAUGCUGAACUUCAAUUAUUAGCACACGAACAUAUACAACAACGUUUACCGGAAUUUAUUCGAAUUGCGUCCGAUGAUAAUGGUAUGAAUGAAACAGGUUUAAUUGAUACAUCCAUUGAAGUACUUCAUUCACUUUUACUACUCAUUCGGCAAUACAUAUCAAAUGAUUCAAUAGGACCAUUGAUUAAAAAUGAAGAAUGUGAGAAAUUUCUUAACGUUCUACGAAAAGAAUAUCCACGAGAACGAAUAGGAAAUAAUGGUUCCGUAAUACUUUUACCUUUACUUUAUUCAUCUAACAGUUUAUCAACAGAUCUUACUUCAAAUCAAUUAUUAUCAGAUUCAAGUAAUCUUCCAACAACUGUGUGGCAAAUGGAUGGUUCUCUAGCUGAUGUUAUUCUUGAAAUGGGUUAUAAUUUUACAGCAUGUGUUGAAGAUUGUCGAAAUGCACUUAUUCAUUUUGGUUUACAAGAAUUAAAACCAUCAACAAUUGCUCGCAUGCUUUCCGUUAUGAUUAAAACUCAUUCUGGUCUUAAUGAAAAUACACAUAUUUAUAAUUGCAAUGGUACUGAUAUACCAAUAAAUAAUGAAAACAAUCCUGUGCAAACAUGGAAUGUUGACACAUUUGUUCUUGCUAUUAAUGAUUUAGUCCCAACAGUUAAUUGGAAAGAUGUUGUAAAAGAACUUGAUCAUCCCGGUUUUAUUGUACGUGAUCGACAAGCUUUAGUACUUCUUGUUACUGCACUUCGUCGAGCUUUACCAGUUGAACUUUAUAUUGAUCUACUCUACGGACGUUGGAAUAAUGUCGAAGGACAAUUAUCAUGGUUAGCUCAUGCUAUUCGUUAUCCAGAUGUUUUUUGUUUCGGUGAUCAUCCAGCACAUCCUGUUUUAAUUGAUUGUCUCAAACAUCCACUCGAUGAUACAAAAGAAACAUGGACUUGGCGUUCACUAAAUUUAAUUGAAUGUUUAUUACGUAUUGCUGAUACAGGUCUCUAUUCUACUGUAUUGGAAAUAUUUAGACAUGGAAUACAACGAUUAUUAACAUCUUCUGUAAAUGAAACAUUCGAUAUAAAAUUGAGCGAAACAAAACAACGAUUUUAUGAUAUAAAACGAGAUCCACAUAUUGAAAUAAUUAAUUUCGAAGCAGUUAUUGAAAGACGACCAACAGAAAUCGAUGAAACAUCAUUACGUGUUCUCAAAUAUAAAUCACCAUCUUUUAUAGCAACAGUUAAUUUUCGUUUUCCGCCGAUUCAUACGAAUGAAUGUUGGAAAGUAGGCUUUAUCCAAGCAUGUUCGUAUUUUAUAUGUAUAGUUUUUCUUCUAAUCUUAUUUAUAUUUCAAAAAGGUGAUUUUAUGUUAUUUCAAAAUCAAUAUGGUGAUCUUGGCUAUUCGUCUUGGGAAUUUCCACAAUUGAUGGUUCGUGACGCAUCAAUGAUUAAUGAUAGUUGUGGACGAAAUUUUCCAUGGUAUGGAUCAAAAAAUCAAGGUAAAACAAUGGGAAAUAAAUAUUGA
Messenger RNA from Rotaria sp. Silwood2, 1938 nucleotides. The record is from the annotation of a GenBank genome assembly. NCBI's taxonomy places the organism in Eukaryota, Metazoa, Rotifera, Eurotatoria, Philodinida, Philodinidae.